GCGAGCGAGCGGCAGGCAGGGGGCGUGGGCCGGCGAGAGCGACACCUCCCCGGAGCCCCUUUCCCCGCGCGGCCGCGGGCAGCUGCAGGCAGGUCCGAGCUUGGGAGCGCGGCCCCAUGGAGCCCGCGGGCCGGAGGAGCCGCCCCGAGGAGGGGGAUUGCCCCGAGGAGGAGGAGGUGGACCCCAGGAUCCAGGGGGAACUGGAAAAGUUAAAUCAAUCCACAGAUGACAUCAAUCGAAGAGAAACUGAACUUGAGGAUGCACGCCAAAAAUUCCGCUCUGUGCUGGUGGAAGCUACAGUGAAACUAGAUGAACUAGUAAAGAAGAUUGGAAAAGCUGUGGAAGACUCUAAACCUUACUGGGAGGCCCGGAGGGUAGCCAGACAGGCACAACUGGAAGCUCAGAAAGCGACUCAGGAUUUCCAGAGGGCUACUGAGGUGCUGCGUGCUGCCAAGGAAACCAUUUCACUCGCUGAACAGAGGCUGUUGGAGGAUGACAAGCGUCAGUUUGACUCUGCCUGGCAAGAGAUGCUCAAUCACGCCACCCAAAGGGUCAUGGAGGCAGAGCAGACGAAAACAAGAAGUGAGCUGGUGCACAAGGAAACGGCAGCCAAAUACAAUGCUGCCAUGGGCCGGAUGAAACAGCUAGAGAAGAAACUGAAAAGGGCCAUCAAUAAAUCCAAGCCUUAUUUUGAACUGAAGGCAAAGUACUAUGUACAGCUAGAGCAAUUCAAGAAGACUGUGGAUGACCUGCAGGCAAAGCUGGCCCUAGCCAAGGGAGAGUACAAAACAGCCUUGAAAAACCUGGAGAUGAUAUCAGACGAGAUUCACGAGAGGAGACGGUCUUCUGCCAUGGGACCCCGGGGGUGUGGUGUGGGUGCGGAAGGCAGUAACACCUCAUUGGAAGAUCUUUCAGCAUGUAAACUGGAGUCGGACUCCAUCUCCAUGGCUUCUGAAGUGUUUGAGGAUGACAACUGCAGCAGCUUUGUGUCUGAAGAAGAUUCUGAGACCCAGUCAGUGUCCAGUUUCAGUUCUGGUCCUACAAGUCCCUAUGAGAUGCCCACUCAGUUUCCUCCAGCAACGCGACCUGGAAGCCUGGAUCUGCCUAGUCCUGUCUCCCUGUCUGAAUUUGGGAUGAUGUUUCCUGUACUAGGUCCUCGAAGUGAAUGCAGUGGGGCAUCAUCGCCUGAAUGUGAAGUUGAAAGAGGGGAUAGGGCAGAAGGAGCUGAGAACAAGAUGAGCAACAAAGUGAACAAAAAUAGGAGCAGCAGUGGCAACUCCACUGAGGGUCUGGCUUUAGAUAACCGAAUGAAGCAGCUUUCACUCCAGUGCACGAAAGUCAAAGAGGGGAUCAUUGCAGACAGAAAAGCUGUACAAAUUGGCUGAGUCAUCCUGCUGCUCUGGUUACUGGGAGUAUAAAUAUACAUGAACUUCAAAAUGUCUGAAGAACAUUGUGCCAAUAACUAUUUAAUAUAUGCCAAAUCUUAAGCGUUUACUCUACAGAUUUAAAACUGCACUAAAGAAGUUUAAUUGAUGUUGAGGGCUGAAGUUUUUUUUCAGUAAAAUCUUUGUAGGACAGACAAGUUGUCAAAUGUGUAAGUUGUGCUCGCUGUAUUUCACAGCCUUUGUAAACUGUUUUGUAGCAGCCUGUCUGAAGCAAUAACUAGCAUUGUUCCUGUAUAAACACAUGCCAGUAGGGGUGUGAAAUCCAAGCCAAACGCUUGUGGUGAGCAGUUUGGCUUCAGUUUUGUAGAAUGAGAUGCACUUUAGAUACAGUGGAUCUCUGAAGUGGAAUUGGCAUAUCCUUUAAACAGCCGUAUUUGUCUAUAUUAUUCUCAAACUGUAGAAGUAUUUUGUAUACAAGGCAGCUGUUGCAUGUGUGGGUCUGGAAGUCUUCGGUCUGCCUCCGGUGCUCAUGAGGAAGCUAGUCAUGACCUAAAGUAUUGGCCCGAGAGGGUGGCAGAAACGUGGCAGCAUUGCUCAAUAGUUGUGAGCUCUUUCUACCCCCCUACUUUUCGGGAUGGGGUGUGUGCGACUUUUCCAGGGUGAUUCCAGUGCCAAACUGACAGAUUUAACUUGUUUCUAAGAAUUUGAGUAUCCUUUUUCAGCACCUUAAGUGUUGUUACUGUAAAAUGGCAUGAAUUGGUGUGUGCCAGAGAGAAGUAGUUAUAGAUCUCGACCUACCGAAUAUUAGAGGCUUGUCCUUAAGAUACGCAUGAAGAAAAGGAGUUGCUAAUGUGGAUUGAUGAUGUGUUAAUUUCUCUGUAGGUUGUAACAUGUGAGGUUUUAGAACUGUUUAAGGGACUUACAAUUUUAGUAUCCCCUAGAGAAACUGUUCACUAAAAACAGAAAGGGACUGGGGGCAUGUUUUGGCAGCAGCUGUUAGGCAGUAGUGGUGUCUGGUAGUUAUGCUAAUAAGUGGUAGCAAAAAUCCUAGGACUUCUGAGUUUUGGUAGCUGAAUAUUUCUGAAAGCACUCCGUUUUUUGUUGUUAAUUGGAUGGGAAUUUAGCAUCACCCAAAGUAUUUUCUAUUCCAUGUUUUGCAGUCCUGGUGUAUUUUGUCCCUGCCCCUUGGCUUGUGUAUCUAUUCUCAAAGUAAAUGUAAAAUUCUUCACACUACAGUAAACAUUUUGGUUUUUCACAUUUUA
This is a messenger RNA of Mauremys reevesii (Reeves's turtle), 2647 nucleotides long. It is a transcript of the gene SH3BP5, whose product is annotated as SH3 domain binding protein 5. The record is from RefSeq and is a predicted model, not a curated record. The coding region runs from base 117 to 1385 and encodes 422 amino acids. Gene Ontology annotation, cellular component: cytoplasm. The transcript is spliced from 9 exons. Gene Ontology annotation, molecular function: protein kinase inhibitor activity. Gene Ontology annotation, biological process: negative regulation of protein tyrosine kinase activity; intracellular signal transduction. NCBI's taxonomy places the organism in Eukaryota, Metazoa, Chordata, Testudines, Geoemydidae.